AUGCUGCUGUCGCUCUUCUCGUAUGCCUUUGCGCUGGCUUCGGUGGUGGCGCUCCUCUUUUGCGUGGCGCUCGGACUGCUUCGCCUGUGCCAAUUUAUCGAAGCGCACAGCAGCCAGUCGAGGCGGAUAGGCCUGCGGCUGCUCUACGCGAGCCUUUCGGUCCAGGUCGGCAUCGUCGUGCUCGACUCGGUGCCGCUGUGGCCCCUGCUACCCAGCCUGGCGGCGGGCGCCCUGCACCUGCAUAGCCUGUCUCGACCCUCGUGGCCCUUUGCCGCCGCCCCCACAAACGGCAGGGAUCGCCGGCAAGGGGCGUGGCCGUGGUCGUGGGUCGCGCCGACGCUGUCGGUGGUGCUACCGCUGGCAUCGCACAUGAUGCUGACGCGCCACCACAACCUGGUGUCUCACACGUGGCACCGGCACCGGUACGACCAUGCUCGGCGGCAGCGUCUACCGGGCGGUCGGCUGGACUGGGACGUGGAGCCGGAGGUGCCUCGGGAGCGUGAGAUGAAGGUGGUGGAGCUGAUUGCGGUGCUGGGCUUUUGCGUCUGGACGGUGCCCAUCUGGCGCUUCCUGGGCAGCUGUGCGGCCAUCGAGUGGGGCCUGUCGUCGUGA
Molecule: messenger RNA, 612 nt
Organism: Pseudozyma flocculosa PF-1
Lineage: Eukaryota; Fungi; Basidiomycota; Ustilaginomycetes; Ustilaginales; Ustilaginaceae
Exons: 3
Coding region: 1-612 (203 amino acids)
Biological process (GO): endoplasmic reticulum to Golgi vesicle-mediated transport
Cellular component (GO): COPII-coated ER to Golgi transport vesicle; Golgi membrane; endoplasmic reticulum membrane
Molecular function (GO): COPII receptor activity
Source: RefSeq, a predicted model, not a curated record